Messenger RNA from Oryza sativa Japonica Group (Japanese rice), 1546 nucleotides. Its product is annotated as probable RNA 3'-terminal phosphate cyclase-like protein. The record is from RefSeq and is a predicted model, not a curated record. Gene Ontology annotation, biological process: ribosome biogenesis; endonucleolytic cleavage of tricistronic rRNA transcript (SSU-rRNA, 5.8S rRNA, LSU-rRNA). Gene Ontology annotation, cellular component: nucleolus. Gene Ontology annotation, molecular function: RNA endonuclease activity. NCBI's taxonomy places the organism in Eukaryota, Viridiplantae, Streptophyta, Magnoliopsida, Poales, Poaceae.
CCGCCUCGGCGGCGGCGCGCGCGGGGAAGAAAGCCCAGAACCCUAGCCCCUCCCGCCGCCGACGAGCAGCGGCGCGCGAGAAGAACGGCCGGCGAGAUGGGGCGGGACAAAGCGCGGAGGCUCUCCGGCAGCCGCCACUUCCGGCAGAGGGUGGUGCUGGCGACGCUGACGUCGACCGCCAUCACCAUCGACGACAUCCGCUCCGGCGGCGCCGCGCCGGGCCUCCGCCCCCACGAGGUCUCCCUCCUCCACCUCCUCCACAAGAUCUCCGACCACCACUCCCUCGACCUCAACGAGACAGGGACGAAGCUGAGGUACAAGCCGGGGGUGAUCGUCGGCGGGAGGGACCUCGAGCACGACUGCGGGGUGCACCGGGGGAUCGGCUACUUCCUUGAGCCGCUUAUACUGCUUGGGCUCUUCGCCAGGGCGCCCAUCUCCAUUCGGCUCAAAGGAAUUACUAAUGAUACAAAGGACCCUUCUGUGGAUACUUUCCGAAUGGUUACCUUGCAUAUGCUCAAACAAUUCGGUGUUCCUCUGGAGGGAUUGGAGUUAAAGAUUGAAAGCCGGGGAGCUCCUCCUCUUGGUGGUGGUGAAGUGUUUCUUCGAGUUCCCAACAUAAAGAGCACAUUAAAGGCAGCUAACUGGGCUGAUGAAGGUAUGGUCAAGAGGAUAAGAGGUGUAUCAUUUUCAACUAGAGUAUCUCCACAAAUUGAAAACCGCAUCAUUUAUGCUGCACGUGGGAUCUUCAAUCGCUUUAUUCCGGAUGUUCAUAUAUUCACUGAUCAUAGAUCUGGUUCUGCUGGUGGCAGGUCAGCAGGCUAUGGCGUAUCUGUAGUUGCUGAGACUACCACAGGCUGCCUGCUCUCUGCAGAUGCUACUGUAAGUUAUCCUAAUGUUGAUGAAAUGAAUGAGGAAUCUGAGAAUUUGGAGCUAACAUCUCCAGAGGAUCUUGGUGUUCAAGUUGCAUCGAUGUUGCUAGAAGAAGUUGCUCAAGGGGGAGUUGUUGACUCAGCACAUCAGGGCCUUCUGUUUAUUCUAUGUGCUCUAAGCCCACCUGAUGUGUCAAAGGUUCGUGUUGGUCAGUUGACACCAUACGCUAUCGAAACACUUCGCAACAUACGGGAUUUCCUUGAUGUCAAGUUCAUUAUCAAGCCUGAUCCAAAUUCAAAUACUGUUACAUUGAAAUGUGUUGGUGCUGGAGUGAAGAAUCUUGCUCGGAAGACUUCGUGAACAACAGGAUGAUGAAUCCCAUCAAAGGAUGGAUGAGUGCAGCAAGAACACUGGGUCUCCUGUAAGCUCUGUUUGUAACUGCAAAGCAACAAGUUGAGAGGUUUCAUUUGCUGCCUGGGCUAAAAUUUUGUCGAAGUGCGUGGUAUAUGUCAUAGGUAGAUUUGACCCAAGCAUUUUAUACCUGCUGGGAUUUGUCUGAUCAUACCAUCAUGUCUUGUCACACUUUUGUAUCUCCUUUAUCUAAUACGGCGAUGCCAUUGAGAUUGGGCUUUAAGUUAAUUGAAAUACUAGUAUAAUGGAGAAAUAUUGCUGUUUA